Monoraphidium neglectum is the source of this 822-nucleotide messenger RNA. RefSeq lists its product as hypothetical. The transcript has 7 exons. The record is from RefSeq and is a predicted model, not a curated record. Lineage: Eukaryota; Viridiplantae; Chlorophyta; Chlorophyceae; Sphaeropleales; Selenastraceae. The coding region runs from base 1 to 822 and encodes 273 amino acids.
AUGCACCCCUCAACUUCGCAGCGCGCCAGCGUGGCGCAGCAGGAUGUGGAGUCGGUCCGGAUGCUGUCAGCCGACGACGGCGCGCCCGGGGCCGUCCCGCACCGCUCCCUGCGGUUCCGCGCGGCCAGGUCCCGGCCGUCGAUAGUGCUGGUCGGCGACGGCCUCACGGAGAGCGGGUUCAGCUACAACCUGGGCGGCUGGGGGUCAAAGCUUGUCGGAUCUUACGCGCGAAAGGCCGACCUCAUUAAUCGCGGCUUUGGGGGCUACUUCACCAACUAUUUUGUGGAUUACAUGCUGGACUCGCUGUUUGAUGUGACAAACCCCAUAAUGGGCAUUGCAUUCUUGGGGGUGAAGGACAGCCAGGUCAAACAAGCCGCAGGCAAGGCGUACGUAUCGCCGGAGAAGUUCUUUGAGAACGUGGACGCCAUCAUGUCGAAGGGCAACGAGCAGGGCAUCAGGCACUGGCUGCUCAUCACGCCGCCGCCCGUGGUGGAGACGCCCGGCAAGCCGGGCGCCCGCAGCCUGGCCAACAGCCAGCUGUACGUUGACCAGCUGCAGGCGCUGGGCAGGAAGCACAACGCCACGGUGCUGGACAUCUUCACGACCUGGCAGCGCGUGCCGGACUGGCAGACCAAGUUCAUCAAUGCGGACAAGCUGCACCUUGGGCCUGGAGGCAACGACAAGCUGUUCAAUGAUGUCCUCAACACAAUCAAGGCCCAGAUACCCGAGAUGGACCCAGUAAAGAUGCCCUGGCAGUUCCCUUCGAUGACUGACAUCGACCACGAGAAUCCUGGGCUGGCAUUUGCAGAUCUAGAGAAGUAG